Messenger RNA from Mizuhopecten yessoensis (Yesso scallop), 3825 nucleotides. Its product is annotated as serine-rich adhesin for platelets-like. The transcript is spliced from 5 exons. The record is from RefSeq and is a predicted model, not a curated record. The annotation marks the transcript as partial. Lineage: Eukaryota; Metazoa; Mollusca; Bivalvia; Pectinida; Pectinidae.
GGUAUGUCUGUUACACAACUGGGAACAGAUGGUGAGAAAUGGAGCGUGACGGCCUAUCUACGAGAGGAUACAACCCAAUCGGUGCCAGCACAGGGUCUCUCAUACAAUCCAAACGCCCAGCUACAGGGAACAACAACUGUCGUAUUUGUUGAUGGCUGGGCAAAUUUCACUGACCUUGUCAUUUCUGAAUCCGGCACAAUGUUUGCAAUUGACUUCAAUCUAACUACGCCUACUUCUGGCCGUAGACUUCAUAUCUCUUCACAGCCGCUUACCAUUCAACCCCGUAUGAUCAAACCAGUGGUAACCAUUCUAUCAACCACCAUCGUCGAAAAUAGCACCGUAGCAAUAGAUAUCGAGCUCUAUGAUAACUCCACUAACACACGGAUCUCGGAUGCAUCUUGGAGGGGUCAUAAUUGGACAGUAACCGUUGGACUUAACACGAAGGCUGUUCCUCUCGGCUCCAUGGAAGGAACUAAACAAGUGUUAUUUGAUAGUGUAAAUAGUAGGGCUGUAUUUGACGACCUCACCUUCACCAGCUACGGACUGUAUUUUCUAAAGUUCCACGUAGUAUCCUCUCCUGUCGAGUAUGAUUUUUAUGAGGAAGUAUCUAUCGCUGUCAACUCAUCGAUGACAGCGGAAAACUCUACAAGCAAACUCGUUGAAACAACAUUCAACGCAGCCUAUGAUGACGUCAUAAAAGACGACGUGACCGCUCUGCACUUCGGAACUGCUGUGACCAACACAUUUGCAAAAGAAAAUCCUGAAACACGCGUUGAUCUCGUCAGUGUAACGAGAGGGAGCAUCAUUGUCACUUUUACUGUGUCUGGAAAUCCCUCCGCCGUUGACUCAAUGAUACAGGGAGCGUGUACAAACACCACCAGCAUAGUGUUUAAUGGAGUAUCUGUACCACUGUCAGGAAAUCCCACGUUCAAUGGAAGUAACUGUAGCGCACUUAUCGACCUACCGACAACAGCCAGUACGUCGACUUCAACGUCAGCAACUACAUCGACGUCAACGUCAACAUCUACGUCGACGUCAAGUUCGACGUCGACAUCAACGUCAGCAACUACGUCGACGUCAAAGUCAACAUUUACGUCGACAUCAACGUCACCUUCCACGUCAACAACGUCACCUUCCACGUCAACAUCGACAUCAACGUCAACUUCCACGUCAACAUCGACAUCAGCAUCACCUUCAAUGUCUACAUUAACGUCGACUUCCACGGCUACGCCAACCUCAACAUCCACGACAUCGCCAUCUAUCCCGACUUCAUCAUCGGCGGCGACGACCGCUGAAACAAUGCCUUCAUCAGAAGGAAUGUCGACCUCGAUAUUGAUCGUCAUAAUUGUAGCUGUACUUGCGAUUCCGAUUGCGGCCAUUGUAGUGAUUGUCUUUAAAUGCAAUAAGGCGCGAAGCUACAGGAAUGGACGCAGGAUAUCACAUCCUUACCGCCAGAAUGUUGAUACCAUCUACACCGACAAAUUGGGCCAUCUAAAGGAGGAGAAAUACGCGUAUAUCACUGGACCAACUACUAGAUAUGUGCCAUCGGAGAGGAACGGGGGCCCCUCCUCGAGAAGUAGUACCCCUACAAUCUAUGUUCAGCGGUCUCCAAUGAUGAACACUCGUGGAAUCUACACUGAACCACUGUCUAGUUCAGGCACGCCAACGUCCCUUCAUCAUUCUGGCUCCAAUACAAGGGAACCUGUUGUGCUUGGUGUUUCCAAUGCAGGGUACCAGACGGAGCCUGUUGUUCUUUCAGACAAAAGUGGUAGGAGUACGCCAUCCUUUUACACUGGGCAUGGCAAAUGGAAAUAGGACAUUUUGAAUCGCAGGCUAAAACGACAAUCAGCUUACUUUCACCAGAGUUUCGCAAAUUUCACAAUCUCAGAGAUAUUUUAGCAAUGCAUAUUGCUUUUGCUAAUAAUUGUUCGGUGAAGAAGUUGAAAUGGUCGCAGUAACAUACAUAGAAAUGAUAAAAAAAACCUAUACAUUUGCCAUUAUUAUUAACUUUUUAUACACAGAGGGAAUUUUUCAUAAAGUAAGCUUCAUAUUUUAACAGAAAGAAAAAAAUAUAAAUAAUAUGGUCUUUGAAUUUAAAUGAACAUAAUGUUUUCCUGUGUGCUUAAUUUGGUAAAAACGUGAUUUAAUAUACAUAACAAAUCAUGCUAAACUAGGUUUGGGGAUUAAAACACGUAAGAAAAAGUCUGUAAUACAAUUUUGAUAACAUAAGACCAUAUGCUAAUUAUUUGUGGGUUUUCAAUUUACAUCUUGGUUAGAUAUAUUACAUGAAAUGUUAUCAGACUAAAUUUACCAUUGAAGAAAUUGUUUUUAAAUUCUUAGCAUCUUUAACUGAAACAUCGUUUUAUAUAAAAGAACUGAUCAAAGCAUUUGUAUGCAGGAUUGUAUAAAUAACCAAACAACAUCUGCAGGUAUAAAGCACAUGGGAUAACAUUUGUUUUCAUUGUAGAUAUCAUGCAUUUAACAUAUCUUAUCAUAAAUGAAUAACAACUUCUGAAAGAUGUUCUUAAAAUGUUUUCAUCCGCUGUUCCUUAAUCUACUGUUACAUCAGUGACUAAUGGUAUACAUAUUUUUUUUUGAUAUCCGGUGUUUCUUUCGAAUUGUUAAUUGUCAGGGAGACACAUUUUGUAAAGCUGUAUUACCUAAAUUCCGGAAUGGCGUGACUGUUAAGACUUUAUUUUAACAGGAAUGCACAUCCUAAAUACCAAAAUACCAAAAUAAAACAAAAAUAAAAAUCGUUUUUAAAAUCGUUGCCUAAUUCUUAUUAAGAAACUUAGUUUAAUAAUAAAAAAAUAACCUCGACUGACACUGUUGUUGUUUGGCAAACACACCAAAGUAUACAAAUGAGGCCACACUCUUGAAAUUCAUGUUUAAAGUUUUUGAUUGCAUAAAACGGGAAAAUUGAAUAAUGAAUAAAAUUGUAUUUUCAAUAACAUAAAUAAACGAUUCUUAUAUAGAUAAAUUAUGUAGAAUUAAUUGUCAAAAAAACAUAAAAUCAUAAAAGAACAUUUGUAAUUAUAUUUACUAACUUGAAGCAUAUUACGUAGUAGUUUGCGAUUAUUAUGAAAAGGCUUUAUUCUGAUUUACAACUGAAAGCAGAGUUUUUAACCGAAGGGACAGUUUUCUGAGUAUAUAAGUUCUCUUUCUUGAUUCACUAGAUCUGCAUGGCCGCUCCGAAGCAGGCGAUAUCUGUUGUAUGCUUGUAAGCAUUGUCAGUCACGAUAUUUAUUUGAUCACCAACUGUGCAUGUAUUUAUCAGAGUCCACGAUUAACUAUACAAAAUAUAUUCAACCGAUAUACGACUAAAAUCCGCAGUUGGGCCUUAAUGGCUUGUAAGCACGAAAAUAACAUUUUAAUGUAAAAACGAUAAUUAUUGUAUUUUGUGCCAUGAUAAUAAUAUAAUAUGGAUAUAAUUACGCUAUAAGCGAUGAGGGUUUAUAAUGUUGGGAAUGUUAUACAUAACUUAUUACUUAUGUUUAAUAAACCAUUUUAAACGUAGGAAAUAUAAAUAUUUUAUGCUUUAAACGUCAAUCCAAGGUAUCAAAGUUGAAAAUUAUAGAAAAUUAAAAUGCAUAGUUUCUUUGCAACCAUUCGUUAUUUUCUGAUAAAUUAAUGCAACAACAAAUGUUUGAUUUUUUUUAAUUCAGCCAUUUUUUUAUAUGCAUGUAACCAAAACACUCUGUUGUUUAGUAAUCACUUAUUGCUAAAUUAUACAAAUUCUGGUUAAUUCAUCGUAGACAAUUUUGUUUUCAAAAGUCAAUCCAUGGCCUCAAUGUUGAAAAUUUUAGAAGAUUUUAAUUUUUUAUU